Molecule: messenger RNA, 1260 nt
Organism: Humulus lupulus (European hop)
Lineage: Eukaryota; Viridiplantae; Streptophyta; Magnoliopsida; Rosales; Cannabaceae
Exons: 5
Coding region: 1-1260 (419 amino acids)
Source: RefSeq, a predicted model, not a curated record
AUGAGGGUGAAGCAAUCUAACAGGCUCCCUCAGGAACACGACCCGCAGGUUGCCCGCAGAGCAGUACAGAAGGUGGUACAGCGUAAUCAAACCCGCACUACCACAGCUCCAAGAAAGCCUUCUCUGAAAUUUGCUACCGCGAUUCAGGAUUUGGCUGUCCAGAAGCCACGUGAUGAGGGAGAAGAAGAACCCUCCUGCAGACUACUUCAACGUCUCCCCAUUUCAGAUCACGCCGAAUGGGAUACAGGCACUCUCUGCGCUGAUCUGGUGGUGGAAAGUACCACCGGGGAGAACGACACGCCUGGUCAGUCUACCGAGGGCACAGAGCAAAUGACUGAUCGGCAUUCUCCUGGGCCUUCUCCGCUUUCCCGUAGACCUGGUGACUUAGUCAUUAGAGAGCCUGAUCCUCAGCGUAGAUCUACUAUUCCCGCUCAACCUGGGAAAGGAAAAGCUAUCCAGAAGAUUCAGAAGGUAGUACCGCCAAGUCAAGGGAGGCAACCUGGGGGACCAACUACACUUCCGCCAUUGACCCCCUCUUCCCUUCCUCCUUCUGCGAGCCUAACUCCUACUCACCAGGGUAGUUCGAGUGAGCUUUUUCGUGCUGUUAGCGACCUGGGCAAGGGGCUUCUUGAGGAUAUUGGCCGUGAUGCAUCGACGCUUCAAAGCCUAGACUCCUACCCUCGACUUAGUGUCGAAGUUGUCUUGAAGAGAGGACUCGCUCAAUUGAUGAAGUCACUUGUCACCAUUGGUCAUGCUCAGCUUCGAGCCGUAGAUUACAAGGAGCUGAUCAAGGUGCAGGACGAUCAACUGGUGGAGGCCAGGUCCAAGCUGGAGCAAGCAGAGAGAACUAUAGCUGAACGGGACGAGUCUCUCAAAAAGCAGGCUCAAAACAAUGCUUCCUUGACAACUCAAUUGGAGAAGCAAUCCCUCGAUAUUAAAGAGUUAGUUCGAGACAAUGAGAGGUUGAUUAGCGAGAACGAAGAGCUGAAGCAAGAAAAAGAGCUUGACUUGAUUCGCUUUGAGGAGGCCAGUUUUGACUGCUUCUAUAAGGUCUGGAAGCUGAACAAGCCUCUUAAUCUUGAUUGUUUCCCCAAGGAGGCCCAAGCAGAGGAUCUUGCCAGAUGUGAAGCAAGAGCCGCUGAAGAAGCUGUCAACUCUCCUGCACUCGCCCCAACCUGCUCUGCUAUAUCAUUUCGAGCGAGAGGAGCAGUUGAUGCAGAGGAGGGAGUCGAUCAACCCUCUAGAGGAGCUCGCCUGUGA